Drosophila innubila is the source of this 3632-nucleotide messenger RNA. RefSeq names its product actin-binding LIM protein 3 (gene Unc-115a). Gene Ontology annotation, cellular component: actin cytoskeleton. The record is from RefSeq and is a predicted model, not a curated record. NCBI's taxonomy places the organism in Eukaryota, Metazoa, Arthropoda, Insecta, Diptera, Drosophilidae. The transcript is spliced from 10 exons. The coding region runs from base 514 to 2985 and encodes 823 amino acids. Gene Ontology annotation, molecular function: actin filament binding. Gene Ontology annotation, biological process: lamellipodium assembly; cytoskeleton organization.
UUUUGUUGCUGUCGUCGUCGUCGCUUGUCGGUGUCGUUUGUUGGUGCGCGGGGUUUUUUUUUGAUAGCUUCAAAUUGGAAUAUAUUUGCUAAGCAGCCAUAGAAAGAAGUUUAUUUUAAAAAGCCCAUAAAUUUUACUGUGAUUUUGUCGGUAAUUUGCACACAAAUACCAUUUGUGAAUGCAGAAAAGCCGAAUACUCAUCGAGCUCGCGACAAACAUAUAUGUAGAUACAUAUGUACCACACACUCACACGAAAUUCUGUUUCCGAAUCGCAAGCCACCUACAAUUUAUACAUGAAAUACACGUGAAUUGCGAAUGCAUACGAGAAAGAUACAAAUAGAAAAUAAAAAUCUAAGCAGAAGAAAAAUUGUUUGUGCAGUGUAGUGAAGUGAAGUGAAGGGGAAGGCAAAAGUAGUGGUGACCUGUGUGCCUGUAGUUGUUGUGCUUUCUAUCCGUGUAUUUCCCUCCCCCAUUUUACUGGCGCAAGUGUGAAGAGCAUAGCAGUAUCUCGCUAUGGGUAAACAAAAGAUCUACUGUGCGAAAUGCACAAAAAAGUGCUCGGGCGAGGUUCUUCGGGUGGCUGACAAUCAUUUCCACAAGGCGUGCUUCCAGUGCUGCCAGUGCAAGAAGUCCUUGGCAACGGGAGGAUUCUUUACAAAGGAUGGCUCCUAUUAUUGCAUACCCGACUACCAGCGACUGUAUGGCACCAAGUGUGCCACAUGCCAGCAGUAUGUGGAGGGCGAGGUGGUCAGCACGAUGGGCAAGACGUAUCAUCAGAAAUGCUUCACGUGCUCCAAGUGCCAGCAGCCGUUCAAGUCUGGCAGCAAAGUGACCAACACGGGCAAGGAGGUGCUCUGCGAGCAGUGUGUCUCGGGCGGCACUGGAGCCAGUGCGUCUGGUUCGCCGGCACGUCAGGCGGCUACGACGUCGCCGGCACCGCCGGCAGAGAGUCCAACGAGGGCGACGGCGCAUCAGCAGGUGACGAGCGGAGUUCUGUCGCACAAGGCGCAUCUGAAGGAGGAUUACGAUCCCAAUGAUUGUGCUGGCUGUGGGGAGCUGCUAAAGGAGGGUCAGGCACUGGUCGCCUUGGACAGGCAGUGGCAUGUCUGGUGCUUCCGUUGCAAGGCCUGCAAUGCGGUGCUCAAUGGCGAGUAUAUGGGCAAGGAUGCGGUGCCCUAUUGCGAGAAGUGCUAUCAGAAGAGCUUUGGCGUCAAGUGCGCCUAUUGCAAUCGCUUCAUCAGCGGCAAGGUGCUCCAAGCCGGCGACAACCAUCACUUCCAUCCAACCUGUGCCCGCUGCACCAAGUGCGGCGAUCCAUUUGGCGAUGGCGAGGAAAUGUACCUGCAGGGAAGCGCCAUUUGGCAUCCACGCUGCGGACCCGGACCGUCCGAGUCCGGCAUCAUCCUUAAUGGCAGCGGUGGGGGCAGGCCAGGUACCACCUCCGUCACGGGCGGUGCAUCCAAUGGCAACUUCACAGACACCGAGUGUGAUCGCAUGAGUUCAAGUGCUCUCAGCGACAUGUACAUCCGCUCCAGAACACCGAGCUUUAAUGGUUCACUUUAUUCCUCUAGCCGCAAGCAUUAUCGCACUGUCAGUCCGGGUCUGAUAUUGCGGGAAUAUGGACGACCGAUUGGCGAGGAUAUAUCGCGCAUUUAUACCUACAGCUAUCUGACAGAUGCGCCUCACUAUCUGCGCAAGCCAAUCGAUCCGUAUGACAAGACACCGCUGUCUCCGCAUUUCCAUAGGCCCGCCUCCUAUGCAACGACCAGUAAUGCGGGCUCCGUUGCCGGCAGCCGUCCGCCAUCGCGUCCUCAUUCACGUACGCGUAGUGCCAUGAAGGUCUUGGUGGAUGCCAUCCGCUCGGAGACGCCGCGACCCAAGAGUCCGGGUAUGAACAACGAGGAACCGAUUGAACUGUCGCAUUAUCCGGCGGCCAAGAAACCGCCACCAGGUGAGCAGCCCAAGAUCGAAAGAGAUGAUUUCCCAGCACCGCCCUAUCCCUAUACGGAUCCGGAGCGCAGGCGACGCUACAGUGACACCUACAAGGGUGUGCCCGUCUCGGAUGACGAUGAUGAGGAGAACGAAAAUGGCGAAAAUGGCAAACGGACCAAUGGCAAAGCCAAAAAUGGCGAAGAGCAAAUACGGCUGCAACGCGAGGCUGAGCAGCUGGAGAAGCUCAACUCGGGCAUUGGCUCGGUCAUUGCAAAGGACCUCAAAGAGCAGGCCAAGUACAGGAAAUGGAAGCAAAAUAAUCUAGAUCCUCGUAAUGCUUCACGAACGCCUUCAGCAUCCAAGGAGCCGAUAUACAAGUUGAGAUACGAAUCACCCAUUGGUGCCUCACCUUCACGCAAUCUGGAUCAUCAGAAGCCCUUCUAUGAGGAUGAGAUGUUUGAUCGUUCAACCAGCUAUCGCGGCUCCCUGGGCAAAUCUCUGGGCAAUGCGCCCAGCUACAAUGUGGUGAGCGCCCUGCGUCAUGUGCCCAAACCCGGAUACGGCUUGGCUCCACGCUCUCACACAUUCAGUUCCACAACAUCAGCCGCCGUCACGAUGCAUGGUGUCACUGACUUUUCCUAUGGAGGUCUGGGUGACAAGACACAUAGCACAGAUCUAAGCUGCGGCAAAUCAGAGGCUUCAGUUGAUUCGAUUACUGAGGGCGAUAGACGUGCCCUAAUGGGCGGAGAUUUGCCGGCGUCAAGCACAUAUUCUGGCGCAUUGUCCUAUCAUUAUCCGCAGGCAGGACUCAUCCGACGUAGUCUGCCCAACAUGGCGCACUCGAUGCUGGUGCACGAGCCUGCCAAAAUUUAUCCUUAUCACAUUUUGCUUAUUACGAACUAUCGUCUACCAUCAGACGUUGAUCGCUGCAACCUGGAGCGUCAUUUGUCAGACAUCGAGUUCGAGCAUAUCUUGCAGUGCGCAAGAUCGGAGUUUUAUAGGCUGCCCCAGUGGAGGCGCAAUGAGCUUAAGCGACGUGUGAAGCUCUUCUAAUUGUUAAAGCCUGGAUAUUGUCCAGAUCGGCUAUUUGCGACGAAACCAAAUUAAAACAAUUACCUAAACAUAAAAGGUUCUUAACUAUUAAACAAAUGGCAGCAAAGCAAAACAACAACCACAACAAAAAGAAAAGAAAAUGAUAAGAAAAAAAAAACUAUGCUAAUUUCACAGCCAGUUUUGAAACACGCUUUAAAUAUAUAUUUGAAACAAAAUGUAAAAGAAAAUAGUUACAUUUGAAAUAAGGACUGCAGCAAUGGCAGCUCCAGUUUAUUUUUUUAAGCAUUAGUUGCGCUGAUGACUAUUUAAAUUCUAUAAGAAAACCAAAAACAUGUACUAAAACCAAACUUCGGCAUGUCGAAGUAUAGAUACCCUUGCAGUACUACAUACUACAUACUUGAAGCUAUGUUCCUAUCAAAAAUCAAUUUAAAAAAACAAUUUCUGUCCGAUCUUGUUCAGUUUGAGCUCCGGAAUUUCUAUCUUGACAGUUAUGUGAGCUCUGCAGGGGUAUCAAAAUUGUAUACAAAUUUCAAUAAGUUAAACUUUGGCAGUCCAAGGCAUGUCCUGAAUUGCAUGAAAGCUUUUUAUAAACAGUGGCUAAUCCAGUUAUAAUGCAUCAAAGAAUGAGAAAUGAAUGUACCUACAAA